UACACGACACGAGAUGAAAGACAGAGGGAGGUUACCGCUAGGUCAGUUGUCACAAGGUGCGCGCAACAGCUAACGUACUCUCCUCUUGUGUAUCAAAUAUAGUUUAGAGUUCCAGUCAGAUUUGUCGUUAAAAAUGACGCUGUUUAUGAACGCUUGCGCUUUUUUAGUCAAAGUCCUCACUAUCCCGCUUAACAUCGCAGAGGUGAUUGGACUUUUCUCUCUCUAUAAACGCGUCUUUCCUCUAAUCGUCUAUAAAUUCUCAAUCUGCUACAAUGACAAAAUGAAAGACAAAAAAAGGGAACUAUUUCGAAACCUGGACAAGUUCUACCCCACGAAAGGCUCUCUGCGUAUCUUGGAGGUGGGCUGCGGAUCCGGGGCGAACUUCGAGCACUACCCGACGGGCGCCAGGAUCACAUGCACCGACCCCAACCCGCAUUUCCAAAAGUACCUGAAGAAUAGUAUGAGCAAGAACGACCACCUCUUUUAUGACAGCUUCAUAGUAGCGUCAGGGGAGAAUCUAAAGGCGGUGGAGGACAACUCCGUGGAUGUUGUGGUGUGCACGCUGGUUCUGUGCUCAGUCCAGGAUUCACCGAAGGUUCUGCAAGAAGCAAAGAGAGUUCUGAGGCCUGGAGGAGCACUUUUCUUCCUUGAACAUGUGGUGUCUGACCCCUCAAGCUGGACUUACUUUUUUCAACAUGUUAUUCAACCCUUCUGGUACUAUCUCGAAGAUGGCUGUGAGACGACCCGUGCUACUUGGAAGCACCUCGAGGCAGCUGGCUUCUCUGACCUGCAGCUACAUCACAUCCAAGCCCCGCUGAUUUUUAUGAUCAAGCCACAUAUUGUUGGUUAUGCAGUCAAAUAAUGAAAAUUAUUUGUGACCCCAAAAAAACAAAAUUCAUUCAAAAUUCAUUAGUUUCACCCCCAGCUGUUCGUAUGCAAGAGCAGUUUGAAUUAAACCAUUAAAAAGAAAGUUUUUGUUUAAUAUGCAGACACUAAAUCUCAAGACUGCAUUGUAUAUUUUAUUGAGUACAAAAAUUCAGGCAGGUAAAACAACAAAACACUUAUAUCUAUAACAGGUUUUGGAGAUGAAUGUAGGCCAGCUAUGGUGAGGUUGUUGUUAAUUAAUAAAUUAUGGAGUUUAGCUCCAACCCUAAUCAAACAAACCUACCUGUGAUUUUCUAAUGAUCCUAAAGCCACUGAUUAGCAAACUCAAGUAUGCUUGAUAAGGGUUAGAGUUAAACUCUUUAGGAAAGUGGAUCUCGCGAGCCAGUUUUGAGGAUCAUUGUUCUAUACUUUGCAAUAUAUUUUAAUAGUCAAGAAGACCACUGUACAUUCUCCAGAUUUCAAUUUUGGCAGACACAAUUUUUACCCCAACACUUCUGACCUUUAGCUCCUCUUAUAAAAUAGAUUGUACUCAAAAAAAGUAAUUUCUUGCUGAUAAAUUAGAAAGUAGAACAAUGCAUUUUUUACAACAGACAUUUAUUUAAGAAGUUUUUUUUUUUUUUUUGAAAUGACCUGAUAUUUUAAUUUUGUCAUUGACUGUUGGAACACUUUUCUUUAUAUGGUAUGAAUAAAACAAAAUAAAAAUGAAAUGUAUAAUUCUGAAGUAAAUAUGAAA
Molecule: messenger RNA, 1618 nt
Organism: Carassius gibelio (silver crucian carp)
Lineage: Eukaryota; Metazoa; Chordata; Actinopteri; Cypriniformes; Cyprinidae
Product: putative methyltransferase-like protein 7A
Exons: 3
Coding region: 134-862 (242 amino acids)
Molecular function (GO): S-adenosylmethionine-dependent methyltransferase activity
Source: RefSeq, a predicted model, not a curated record